AUGUUGCUGGGGUUGGCUGGCCCGGCAUCGCUGCACGCCUACCGUCCACAAGGUAGGAAAUUGGCAGAGCGACGUGCCGCAGUGGCGCGAAGUGACCCGAAUGUGACAAAUCCAAAUAAAGAAAGUGCUACAAAUGUUCCAACCGCACCGGUUCUGGAAGCGUCAACAUGUACUCAGCAGAAGGAAAAUCCAGGGCCCUCUGGAAAACUCCCAUUACAUCAAGUGCUGCCAAGUGAUGAAGAAAAGUGUUUCGAGAAGCUUCAAACUCCUUUUGUGUCAACGGGCCCUUCAAACAACAUUUCAAAGCAAUCAGAGAUGAACACAGAGAUGGGCUCAUCGGUGACUGAUACUUCAGCUCAUUCAGCUACAUCGGCCUGCAAAAAUCCAAAAUGUUUGGUGCACACUCUUCUUGCUGACAGAGAGGAACCCAAGGUUCAUGCAACGGCGUCGACGACCAACAAGGAAGAGCAAGUGUCUGAACUACCUACCGAUUCAAUGGAGCAAAAGGGUGAAGACUCAAGCCAAGUGCUGUCGAGUGGCAGCACACCUAACUUGGAGCAAGAGGAAAAAGAAAAGACGUUGGUGAUAGAACCUUCAACAUCUACGCCGAGCAGCAACACAUCUUUGGCAAAGGUUGCUUACUCAGAAACCCCACGGGUGCAAAAUGAUCGUGAUCCUACAACUGCUGCAUCGAGCAAUAUUGCACAGAAUGUGGAAAGUGCUCCAUUAGUAGCGUUUUUGAUGCCUCCAAAUUAUGGAUCUGCCGUUGCUAAGUCAAAAGGUAAAAAGAAGAGUUCGGGUAGAAAGCUAGAAGACCCACUUGCGUCAGCAACGCAUGGUUAUGAAACUCCUCAUCCAUCCAUCAGUGGAACAAAGAAUGAUCAAAAAACACCAUCAGUUGAUUCAUUGUUGCCACAAUAUCAGGUUUCCAUGGCAGAUCCAUCAGGCAACGUAUCCAAGAUAGGAAAAUGUAAGACAGAGCCAGCGAGGAAAGGUCUUAACCCUGCAGUGCCUUCGCCGGUUAGCAACACACCGCUUGCUGAUCGUCUUCACUCUUUGAUUCACCAGAGUUCAUCUGAAUUUUCAGCAGAUAUGACUUCUGUAAGUCAACCUUCAGGUCGUUCGAAGCAAAAAUCAGGAAAGAAAUCGAAAGCAUUCAUGAAGCCUGCAGAAACUGCAGUAUCAAGUGAACUUCCUGUCCCUUCAACAUCUUCUGGCAUUACUGCUAGUUCUUCAGACAGAAGUCUGCCCCAAGCUCGUCGCAAUGAAAGUGUUGUGAGAGCACCACUUAGAACAGUGUCCGGCGGUAACAUUCUGCAUGCCAUUGAUCAUGCAAGAAUGAAUGCACCCAACCGGCCUCUGCCACCCACACUAGCUGCGCAGAGGUCUCAAAGAGGCGCUACCCCCGACGUUACGAGGCUAAUCUCGCCUGGACCAGCCUACGCUCGUAAUGCUUUUGAGCAAAGUUACAUCAACGCUUCCCGCGGCACGCUCGUAGAUGACCCAAAUAUUGCCCGCUAUGCAAAGCGCAUCAAAGUCCAGCCCUAUUACUUUCCGGUCAUGCAGCAAGCAGAGAAUCCUACACUUUCUGCAUGGCGUAAUGCGCAGUACAACCAACCAUCAACAUCUACAGCUGCUCAAGCAACACUUCCCGGACCAUCACAAGGGGGAAACAGACUUUAUGUUCACCCAGCUGGUGACACUUCCCAGAACAGGAACCAAACAGCUACUCCUUCACCACAGGAAAGUGCCGGCGGGAGAGCUACAAUUCAGGCCGACGGUACAUUUAGAAUUGUGCCGAAUGCUGGUUUCAUUACACCGUCGGCUGGAAGAACACCUCAAACAUCAGGCGGAACUAGUUAUGAUACUUCGUCUUCUGGAGCGGCAAGAACGCGUCUGACCACUGGCAGCACUAGUUCCCAUACGUCCCAUUCUGUGGCAAAACCUCAAACAACUGGAGGAACUAGUUGUAAUACAGCGUCUUCUGGUAUGUCAAGAUUAAUUGCUAACCCAACUGUCGGGUCUAAUUUUGCUAUGUCGCCUCCUGGUACGGCGCCUACAACCUCCCAAACCGCCGGCAGGGCUAGUUAUGAUAUUUCGAUUUCCGGAGGGACUGGAACAACCCUCACUACUGGCGGAGCUAUCUCCGGAGACUCCUCUUCUAAAAAGCUCAGUACAACGCCUCAAACAACCGGCGGGACUAGACCUUCUCCCCCGGCUUCUGGCAUUUCGGGAACUAUGUCCCAGGCAUCUGCGGAGGCAAGUUCAGCCCCCCUGCCAACCGGAGGGGUUAGAGCUAGUAAACGUGGUGGUGGCGUUUCCAGAUCAAAGAAUCGCGCAAGAAGUGAAAAAGAAAUUCCAGCUGGUGGUUCUGGAGGUGCAGGAGAUGCGUCCGUAGAUGAUGGCAGAAACCGUGAACCACCACAGGCGUUGCGUGGGGACACGCCACAGGCUGAAGACACGCCUGGGGUAAAGCUAGAGGCUAGCUCUACAGGCGGGAAUAUGCAGGAAACGGGUGGCGAACCUCUCCCUAAUGACCUCCCAGAUUGGGUUUCUCCACAUUUAGUAAAUGAUUAUUACCGAGCAAUGCAUCUUUCCACUCAUCUUGAAGGAAGAAACCACUUUACACGCCGACGGCGUGAUGAAAAGUCACCAAAAUGCUCUGAACACUUCCGGGGAUUUUGGAACAUCAACUGGGCGCCGCUGUUGCAGGAAAAGGGGCAAUACGUUCCAAACGAGCCCAUGCCAACAACACCGGAGGAACAUGAGGAACAUGAACGUCUUUCACCAGAGAUCUGGGAGGAAUGCACAUGUAUCCAAUGGGACGAUUCAGUCACGUCGAUCACCAUAGAUCACCAUUUUCCCUCGUCUGUGCCAUCAUCGACCCAGGAUUCAUCCAUGCCCUGGUACCUAGGAGAGAGCCCUAUUCCAAUCUACACUCCAGAUUCAGCACUGCGUGAAGGCCUUUUGGGCCCACCUCCGGGCUUCGAAUCGCAUCCUGUUCCACAAUUCUUCCCAGAUUUUGCACUCAACGUGGAAGAGAGCUUCGCCAACAGUCUGUACCUGGAGCACAUCACUCAUAUUUCAUUUGUUCAGGAAAGAUGCUCCUCUUCUUUGAGGCAAGCUGCGCCUAAUCCUCCUGAAGGAAUGCCCGAUGGAAUUGACCUUCAUAUACAUUCACACUUCGUUCCUGAUAUGAAUUCAGAUCUGUCUGAUGAUUUGGCUCAAGUAUUGACUACAUACUUUGUAGAAUAUUGGGAUACAGAUAUGGCCCCAACGCUUGGUCAAUCCAUGGGAAAUUAUAUAUGGAAUUUCGGCACUGAACAUUUUCCAAUUAAUUAUGAAAUGUUUGAUUCCACUCCAUUUGUUUGGCAAUCAUCAGAUGUGAUGCAAAAUCUGCCUUCUGACAUGGAUUCACAAGAAACGUCUAGCGAGUUUCUAAUUCCCCCAACAAUUGAGGCUAUGGAGCAAGCAUUUUAUCCGUCAGAGACUUCUGUCUGGAAUCCUAAUCAGAUGCCUACUCCUGACCCUGAAUACUACAGAGAAGUUAAUUCUGACCUGCUCCCAAUUUCGCGAGAGGUCGAGGAAAUCAAUGAGAGCCUGGCCCACCAACGAUUGCUCAGACCGGAUACACAAGUAGCAACACGCCCCGGCCUGGAAACAGCCCUACACUCUGUUGAGGAAGAGACUUCUGGAGAAGGUUUAAAUAUGAAUCCAUUCUCAAUGGAGUAUUUGGUCCGGAAUGGUAUACAGGUUCCUGGAUCAGUCUUUGCCCAAAUACCAGCUCCUGAUGAGAUUCCCAUCCCUGAGGUCGGGUGGAGCCCAGAUGUUAAAACUAGUACUUCUUCGGCCGCCAGACCCGUCUCUGGGACUGCCGCAACCAACAGCCCGGUGGUUAAUUCUGCGACGGAUUUGGUCGCCAAUCCUGACCUCGGUUUUACACCUGCUUCGGCGAGGAACCUGGACAAUGAAUUUUAUUGUGACCAGCCAGCGACACAUGUCGUUAUUUCAUCCUUGGAAAUUAUCUCUGCCCCUGUCCCAGAUCCAGUCGAGCCAGUGAGCCUGGUUCCUGCACAAGAACCUGUGGCGACCUCUGCCCCUGAGCCAGAUCCUGUUCCAGCUGGAAUAGCAGAUCCUGAGCCUGAUAAUGUCCUUGACUCAGCCCCCGCUGCAAUCCAAGACCCUAACGCAGCAUCAGACCCAGCUCCGACUGAUUCUGAGGACGGUGAGAGUCAAUCGGGUCUGAGUGUUCCCAUUCGCCGGUUUCCAUGCCGGCUCCCCUGCUCGGCCACCAGGGCGUCUCCACGCUGGCUUCCAUGCGCGUUCGCACUCCCACCGACAUUGGAGGACGAUGAGAAUGCUGACCUGCCUCUGGAGCUGUGGGGCAUGGAAUUGGCAUCUGAUCUGGUUUCCAUUCUGGCAACUGUAUCUGCCCUAUCUUUGAACAUGGAACCUUAUGAUCCAGAAGAAUUUCACGAACAACUGAUUGAUGCACUUCUCAUUGAAGUCACUCGCGUUGGAGAAGCUCCCCAAGAACGCGCAACUGAUGCAAAUGAAGCAGCUGUCUCCUCCAUUUUGGCAGCAAAGACCCAACGCGAACCAGAAGCUUCUGGAGCAGACACAUCAACUAAUGCAGCGUCAGCUGCAGGCACCUCCGCCACUGAGACAGAGAUCCAACUUGAACCCGAAGCUCCUAGAGCAGACACACCAGCUAAUGUGGCUUCAGCAGGAGGCACUUCCGCCUCUGAGACAGCGGAGAUCCCAUCCAAACAUGAAGUCCCUAGAGAA
Messenger RNA from Gryllus bimaculatus (two-spotted cricket), 4788 nucleotides. The record is from the annotation of a GenBank genome assembly. NCBI's taxonomy places the organism in Eukaryota, Metazoa, Arthropoda, Insecta, Orthoptera, Gryllidae.